This is a messenger RNA of Diaporthe citri, 987 nucleotides long. RefSeq lists its product as uncharacterized. Gene Ontology annotation, molecular function: NAD binding; NADP binding; 3-hydroxyisobutyrate dehydrogenase activity. Gene Ontology annotation, cellular component: mitochondrion. Lineage: Eukaryota; Fungi; Ascomycota; Sordariomycetes; Diaporthales; Diaporthaceae. The coding region runs from base 1 to 987 and encodes 328 amino acids. The transcript has 3 exons. The record is from RefSeq and is a predicted model, not a curated record. Gene Ontology annotation, biological process: L-valine catabolic process.
AUGCCUUCCUUACCGGAGGACACAGUCGCCUUCAUCGGCAUCGGCGUGAUGGGAUACCCGAUGGCAAAGAACCUGCGUGAGGGACUGGAGCCUACAAAGACUCUACUUAUUUGCGACGUCAGCAAGGAAGCUCUAGACCGCUUUCAAGCUGAGACGGUGGGCAAAGGGCCCGUCGAGGUCGUCAAGAAUGGCUUUGAAGCGGCAAAAGCAGCUAACACGGUAAUUACGAUGCUUCCGGACUCCAAGGUGGUCAAGGCAGUCUACCUGGACCCUGAAACCGGCAUUCUCGCCGGCGCAACAUCGGCACCAGCACCAGAAGGAAAGCUCAUCAUGGAGUGCGGCACGAUCGAGACGGACACCAUCCACGCAGUAGCCAAGGCGGCCCAGGAGUCCAGCAGCGCCUCCACGCCGCUGACCUUCGUCGACGCCCCCGUGUCGGGCGGGCCCAUGGGCGCCGCCGCGGGCACGCUGACCUUCAUGGUGGGCUGCGAGCCGGCCGCGUCCGCGGCCGCGUUCCCGGCCGCCAAGUCGCACCUGCGGCACAUGGGCAGCGAGGAGGGGAUCUUCCUGUGCGGCGGGGUGGGUGCCGGGACGGCGUUCAAGGUGAUCAACAAUUACCUGAGCGCCAUCACGUCGCUGGCGGCGUCCGAGGCGCUCAACAUCGGGGUCAAGGCCGGGCUGGACCCGGCGCUUCUGACAGAGGUGAUCAACGCGAGCGGCGGGCAGUGCUGGGUGACGAGCAAGAGCAACCCCGUGCCGGGCGUGCAGGCGGGCGUGCCCAGCAGCCGCGGCUACGAGGGCGGGUUCCGCAUCGAGCUCUGCGCAAAGGUGCUGGCCAUGGGCUCGCGGCUGGCUGAGAUGGUCGGGGCUCGCACGGUGUUGGACAAGCCGACCUUGGGGGCGUUUGGGGAGGCGAUGAAAGACUCGAGAUACCAGGGGAAGGAUGCAAGGGUGGUAUAUAAGUGGUUGAAUGAGAGUGAGAAGUAG